This is a messenger RNA of Emys orbicularis (European pond turtle), 942 nucleotides long. RefSeq names its product 11-beta-hydroxysteroid dehydrogenase 1-like. Gene Ontology annotation, molecular function: steroid binding; 11-beta-hydroxysteroid dehydrogenase (NADP+) activity. The transcript is spliced from 6 exons. Bases 1 to 942 code for a protein of 313 amino acids. The record is from RefSeq and is a predicted model, not a curated record. Gene Ontology annotation, biological process: steroid catabolic process. Gene Ontology annotation, cellular component: intracellular membrane-bounded organelle; endoplasmic reticulum membrane. NCBI's taxonomy places the organism in Eukaryota, Metazoa, Chordata, Testudines, Emydidae.
AUGCAUUUGUGGAGCUCAGAUCUUCAGGGUUUGUCUCUUUUAUGCUUGUUUUUCUGCAGCGGGAUGGGGCUGUUGCUAAAGAUUCUUGUGCCAUUUGUGGGAUUGGUCUUGGCCUUCGGUUUUUAUUCAAAGGAAGAUUUUAAACCAGAGAUGCUGAAAGGGAAGCGAGUGAUCGUCACUGGAGCAAGCACUGGAAUUGGAGAGCAAAUGGCUUAUCACCUGGCCCGGAUGGGAGCCCAUGUUCUGAUCACAGCACGGACAGAAGCCAAGCUUCAGAAAGUUGUCACACGGUGCCUAGAGCUGGGCGCAGCAUCUGCUCACUAUAUGAAUGGCAGCAUGGAAGACAUGGCACUUGCAGAAGACGUGGUGAAGGAAGCCAGACAAUUGUGGGGAGGCCUAGACAUGCUGAUCCUCAACCACAUCGGUUACACCUACUUUAACUACUUCGAUGGAGAUGUUGAGCAUAUACGAAAACUCCUGGAGAUUAACUUUCUCAGCUAUGUGGCCAUGACAGUCUCUGCACUGCCGAUGCUGAAGGAGAGUGGGGGCAGCAUCCUUGUGGUUUCAUCCAGAGCAGGUAAAACUGGAAUUCCAUUUGUUGCUCCCUACUCUGCAACUAAGUUUGCCCUGGAUGGAUUUUUCAGCUCCUUGAGACAGGAAUUAAUAAUCGAGAAUAUCAAUGUUUCCAUCACGCUCUGCAUCUUGGGCCACAUUGCUACUGAAACUGCUGAGAAAACCGUUUCCCAUGUGAUGCCGAAGCCAGGUGCACCAAAGGAAGAGUGUGCACUGGAGAUUAUCAAGAGUGGAGCAUUGCGAAAACGGGAACUCUACUAUCCAUACACCACUGUGAGAAUCCCCCUCUUAAUACGAGGCUGGGCUCCAGAAUUUUUGGACUCACUCAUAAGAAAUAGUUUAAAUGUGGAAAAGGUCAAAAGAAGUUAG